This is a messenger RNA of Zasmidium cellare ATCC 36951, 2685 nucleotides long. RefSeq lists its product as uncharacterized. NCBI's taxonomy places the organism in Eukaryota, Fungi, Ascomycota, Dothideomycetes, Mycosphaerellales, Mycosphaerellaceae. The transcript has a single exon. The coding region runs from base 1 to 2685 and encodes 894 amino acids. The record is from RefSeq and is a predicted model, not a curated record. Gene Ontology annotation, molecular function: S-adenosylmethionine-dependent methyltransferase activity.
AUGGCUAGCACAACCUUACGACCGAUAGCCUUCAAACCCUCUGCGCCGGUUCGCAGUGACGAAGGCUUCCGUAAUACAGUAAUAGAGGACACACCGCAAGUCUCGCUUCGCCGGGCACCUCCUCAAAGGCUCCAGCCAUGGCCCGCAGUCACAUCGCCGCUCAGUGAUGACUUUCCAACACCAAGGGCCAAUACCUCCGUUCCAGCGGCACCAAUCCUCGAAACGAGUCCGGAUCCCAGCAAUACAGAUUCAUCCGAGUCCGACCAGAGCUCACUAUGGAGCAAGCGCAGUUCAAAGAGUUUCGAUGAGCUUUACGAUGUGUCUGAGAGUGAUUCUGAGGAGGUUCCCAUCAAGCUGUCUUCGUCAGUGAAGAAAAGAGUCUACGGGAAGCAGACGAAGAAUCGAUACCCGUCGCUGGUCAUUCCAUCUCCGUCCCAAUGGCCGACUAUCGAGAAGCUGCAGUCCGCGACUGCUCUCUCCCCGCCGCUGAAAGUGAAUCUGUCCCCCUCGAUCCUUGCGCGAUUGCAAGAACGAAGCCUUCGAGUACCGAGUACAUCGUCCACGCCCUCGCUUGAUGGAAGCCAAACAUCCGAAGAACUGGCCAGAUCGAGCUGUCCGUCCACUCCAGAGAUUCUGGACCCAGUCGAGUCCGAUUUGGCCUGGGAGCCGCCUGUUCAACUCAAUCCGUCUGUCGAAAACCUUCUACAGCAUCUCCAUCCUGACGACGGAAACAAUUCUCAGGAGACGGUCAUUGAAAUUCCAGAAGAAGCUGUUCACGAAAUGAGAGAGAUUGUUGAGUCCCCUCCAGUCACAGGACAGUUCAAGAUCAAGACGCCGGAGCCGGCACCUAAUGAUUCUGAAUCCGAAGAUGAGCUUUCUGCACUGUCAGUCCCUUCGCCUGGCGGGUUCUUCGCUUCGCUCGAUUCAACCAUGGCACGGCAAAAUUGGUCGGGCUUCGAGCCAGCUCUGACAACAAGUACGGCGACUGAGUUCUACGGCGUGCCUUUCCGCUCGCCGCCGAAACAGAUACCCACCACGAGCACAGCAACGACAUUUUACGACUUGCCUUGGCGCGAUCGACCCAAGGAUCCUGUGGAGCAUGUUCUCUCCGUCAAGAUCCCGACCAAGUCUACCGACCCUGUGACAGCACGCAAGGUUGCCUUCUCUCCAAUCGAGGUGAUUUUCGAAGUCGACGAGAUUGACGACACGUACGACGAUGCAUUGAAGCAAAGUGCUGCAGCGAAUCUCAACCGAACGCAAUUGUGGCUUUCGGCACAGAAUGCGUACAUGCAAGCUCUGUGCGAGGAGGACGAGGUUAUUUCUAGUUUCGGCGACAUCGCAGAUGCCACUCCGAAAACCCCUGAUCAAGCAUCACCGCCGUCUGACGAGACUUCGCCGGGGAAAAAGUCGGUGCGAUUCGCCGAGGAUGAGUCUCCUAUCGUCAAGCCAGAGUCGAGUCCAGAAGAGGAGAAGCGCAUCUCUCCCAUCCAUGAUGGUACGUUCUGGGAGGCGUGGCGGCACCAAAAGCGUUCGCAGCGUGCCAGAGACGUCUUCCGUCACAGACAAGCACGAGCGGAAGCCGAGCACGUCAAGCGCUUGAGCCUUCAGAAACAGCACGCUGAACAGCUCAAUGGCAAGUACGAGAUCAAGGACACUGAGAGACCUGCACCUCAGCGUCCUGUUUCGUCCUUCCUCCCGUCGGCUCCCGAGGACGAAAGAAAAGAGUUGAUAGCACUAGCUGAUCGAGAAAGACAAGCUCUUGAGCAGCUCCGGUCUUCUUCUUGGCACCUUGCGGCACAGAAAGAAGUCAAUGGCGGGAAGCUACUUACGAGUCCGAUUGUACAAAGCUUCAAAACACGAAGAGAUGUCAGGGUCUUGGAUCUUGCUGGCCAAGUACACUGUAGCUGGGCAUGGACCGUCGCCUCUGACCAUCCAGAUGCCUCCAUCUACACCACUGUGUCGUCUGAUGCCGAAGCCCAUGUUGCUUCUCUGGAAGGCCCGAGCAACCACUUCGUCGUGACCUCACCCAAGCUAUGGGAACUUCCUUUCGGCAUGGACUACUUCGACGUCGUCUCUGCUCGAAAUCUGUACUUCCACCUCAGGACCACCUGGCCGAAGGGCUUUGCUGUCGAUGAAUGGGAGCUCACACUGCGAGAGUGUCUGCGGGUGCUGAAGCCUGGCGGAUACCUCGAGUUCGAUCUGCUCGACGCUGAGCUGGUCCAUCCUGAUGAGCUAGGUCAGGCGCUGGGUGUGGAGUUUGCUUUCAACCUCAAGACUCGCGGCUACGAUCCCUCCUCUGGCAAGAACUUCCUACCUCGCCUCAAGCGUGCAGGUUUUCACGAAAUCAAGCGGGCUUGGAUGGUGCUGCCUGUGGCUGAUGCUGUCCCACGAUGGAGUGACUCUGGAAAGACUGGGAACAAUGCUCAAACCACCGAGCGGCUCAUCGCUGCAGAUGGCACUGUGACUGAGUUUUCAGCACCGCUGACAGGCAGCACCAAAGAUGUUCGCGCCAUGACAGGCCUCGUCGGCGCCAGGAUGUGGGAACAGUGGAUGCUCAAGUUGAGUAUGGAGAUGGGUCGUAGUGAGAAGAAGGUGUUGGACGACGUCGUCAAAGCGCUGGAAGAGGGAGGCAAAGGGAACGCUAGCUGGAGGUGUCUCGUUGGUUGGGCAAGAAAGGACUUGUAA